CGUUUACAGAGAGAUAUGAGCCCAACGAUGAGAGGAAUGGAAGAUGAGUGUCAUCUUGUUGCUUACGAGAUUCAACUUCGUUUUUGAAAUUUCUGCAACUCGAAGCAAUUCCUUCUGGGACUAGGUCGCUCGUAGACUUUUUACAUGUUUUUUCAACUCUCUUAAGCUUAUUAUCAUUCCAAUUUCGUUCAAAUUUGACCCUUUACGAUGAUGUCCCCAAAUCUUAGCCCUGACGAUCGAGGCUCUUCUCAUGCGGCUAAUUUCAGGCACACUCCCUUGCAAAUAAUCCAUUUCAUUGGCAACUUCUUGAGGAUAUGGUCUGUGUAUUCCAUGUACAGCUAUCUGUCUCAAACAGGAGCUUCUGUUGUACUUUUUAUCUUCAGUUGUCUUGUUCCAUCAUCCAUCCUCUUUUUAAUUCUGCAAAAGCCAUGGAAGGGAAGGCCACUCUCAAAUACACAGGUAGUACCUUCGCUUAUUAAUGGUGUGAUUACAGCUUUAUACUACAUCUUAUGGGGAGUAGGCCUCAAAUCCUGUGGCCCUGUUAGGGCUAUUUUGGCAGAGUACUCAGGUGCUGUUCUUGGAGUUCUUUCUGCUGUUUUGUAUGGCAGAAAAGGGCAUAUUUGGAAAAAAAAAAUACCAUAUAAUGAUAGCGAUGAUACUGAAGGUAAAACACAGGAAAUAUUAAACAUGAAGAGCAUGAUAGCUCCUAUAUUUGCUGGAGUUUUAUCAGCAUUAAGAAGGGUAAUCACAAGACGUAUCUCACUCAAGAAUCAACUAAAAAGAAGGCUUCAUGCUAUAACAAUUGCAUCUGCCACUUGCUUUCUGUUUCCAGUAGCCAUGUGGGACAUGAUUGUAGGUUCUAGCUCAACCAAUGUGGAAUUACCAUUUUCUGUUUGGGCUUUUUCAAGCACCAUUCUCUUUGGUGUAAUAUUAAUAUUUUAUGUGGACAGCAUUGCUGAAGAAAGGCUGCAUAUGGUGUUCUCAUCUCCAAGACAUUUAAUGGUUGCUGGAGGAUGCUUAAUUCUCAUGGAAAUCUUUUACAAAAUGGACUUCUCAUUACCAGGCUUUUUGAUUUGCUGCAUUCUAUUGGGCUUUGGAAUAUACGAAGCAACUUCUUUGGAACUCAAAGUCAAAGGUCUCCUCUUCCAACUUGAUAUAUUUGAGACUCGUAUCUUUGUUAAUUGCAUGGAUUAUGUGUAUGUACAUCACGAGAGAGAGAAGAUUAGAAGCACGUGUUGCAGAAUUGAUAAUAUCUUUAUAUUCACAAGAACUCAAGAAGCCAAGAAAUUUACUCAUGAAGAGAGCUCAAGUGAUGAAAAUGAAGUGAAUGUGAAAGUUGAUUACUAACCAACUAUUUUGAGUGUUAUUACAAGAUUAGUCACUUUUUUUUUUCACAUUUUAAUGUAUGGGAAAGUAACCAACUAACAAAUUUGUUCAAAUUAUACCAAUAUGACUUUCAAC
Molecule: messenger RNA, 1461 nt
Organism: Lactuca virosa
Lineage: Eukaryota; Viridiplantae; Streptophyta; Magnoliopsida; Asterales; Asteraceae
Source: the annotation of a GenBank genome assembly